ACUAAAUGCAGGUCCCCACCUGCAAACCCUGGUCCUUUACCCCUUUAGUCCCUGAGAAAGCCAUUGUGAUGUAAAUGUGUCGCAGAGGUGUCCCAGGUCUUGCCCUGCAGAGUUCUUGAGUAAAACGCCAGUGCUUCUGGGCUCUCGAUGCGCUUGCCCAGCCCGGCGUGACUGCACGCACCCACCACACGGAGAUGCUGCAGCGUCUGCGCUCCUCCCUGUGCCGGUUGCUCGCCGGUGGCUCUCCAUUCGGACCUCCAGUGCCCGCCACACGGAACAGCGGCCCUGGGUUCUCGGGAUUCGCCGUGUGCCACGUGUCGCCGCCGCGCCACGCAUUCCCACGCGUCCACAGCUUCGUCAUGGCCUGCUUGCCUGGGGGAACUGCAGCCCUGGCCCGCCAGGACUUCAGUAAUGGAUGCACGAUGCCCUUUGCUGGAGAAGGAGGAUCAGAAGUGGCUGAGACUUUUAGGGCCAAAGACCUUGUCAUUACACCAGCCACUGUUUUGAAGGAAAAGCCAGACCCUGACUCUCUGGUGUUUGGAGCUACGUUUACUGACCACAUGCUGACAGUCGAGUGGUCCUUGGCAUCUGGAUGGGAGAAACCUCACAUUAAGCCUUUUGAAAACUUGUCUAUGCAUCCUGCUGCCUCAGUUUUACACUAUGGCGUGGAACUGUUUGAAGGCUUGAAGGCCUUUCGAGGAGUCGAUAACAAGAUCCGAUUGUUUCGGCCUGAACUCAACAUGAAGAGAAUGUGCCGCUCUGCUCUGCGGGCCACUUUGCCGGUGUUUGACCAGGAGGAGCUUCUAGAAUGCAUUCGGCAGCUUAUCCAGAUAGACCAAGAGUGGGUCCCCUAUUCCACCUCUGCCAGUCUCUACAUCCGCCCCACGUUCAUUGGGACUGAGCAAUCUCUUGGAGUCAAGAAACCAUCCAGAGCUUUGCUCUUUGUGAUCCUGAGCCCUGUGGGACCUUAUUUUUCUAGUGGAACCUUUAAUCCCGUGUCACUGUGGGCCAAUCCGAAAUAUGUCAGAGCCUGGCAAGGUGGAACUGGGGACUGCAAGAUUGGUGGCAAUUAUGGUGCGUCCCUUUUGGCACAGUGCGAGGCAGCAGAGAAGGGCUGUCAGCAGGUCCUCUGGCUAUACGGCAAGGAUGACCAGAUAACUGAAGUGGGCACAAUGAAUCUGUUCCUCUACUGGAUAAAUGAAGAUGGAGAAGAAGAGCUGGCAACACCUCCGCUAGAUGGCAUCAUUCUCCCAGGUGUGACAAGGCAGAGCAUCAUAGAGCUGGCACAACAGUGGGGUGAGUUUAAGGUGUGUGAGAGAUACCUCACCAUGGAGGACCUGACCGCUGCCUUGGAGGGAAACAGAGUGAAGGAGAUGUUUGGUUCAGGGACCGCCUGUGUCGUCUGCCCGGUUUCAGACAUUCUCUACAAGGGACAGAUGCUGCACAUCCCAACAAUGGAGAAUGGCCCCAGGCUUGCAAGCCGCAUCUUGGGAAAGCUGACUGAUAUCCAGUACGGAAGGGUGGAGAGCAACUGGACAACAGUGUUACCCUGAUGGAAACCCCAGUGGGUCAGUGAUGUGCCACAGAAGACGGACCUCUGCCCUCAACCAUGACCACCUGUUAGUAGUUUUGCAUAUUGUAGUUGCACUGUUCAUGUUUAACAAAGUGGAGGUUUUCCUUGAGCCACAGAAAGUUGCCAAUGCCAAAUGUCGCCUGUAAACAUGGUAGCAAUUGCUUCCUGUAGCAUUCUCUGGAAAGAUGAUGAUAAAUGCCUACCCUUGUCCUGCACAAGAUCCAAAUGUCUGUUCCUCAGUAGAAGGUAGGGUUCCUCAACCAAUGAGACCUCUGUAUGCACGGAGGGAUGACCUGAGGACAUUUCUUUCGUAGGUGGCAUCCCUGUGGCUCAUGGGUGUCAGAAACACACAGAACAGGGCUUUUUGCUGUGAGUUUUUGUUGUUGUUGUUAUUGUUGUUGGGAGUUGGACUCCCUAGGUAGC
Molecule: messenger RNA, 1996 nt
Organism: Onychomys torridus (southern grasshopper mouse)
Lineage: Eukaryota; Metazoa; Chordata; Mammalia; Rodentia; Cricetidae
Gene: Bcat1
Product: branched chain amino acid transaminase 1
Exons: 11
Coding region: 195-1553 (452 amino acids)
Biological process (GO): L-leucine biosynthetic process; L-valine biosynthetic process
Cellular component (GO): mitochondrion
Molecular function (GO): branched-chain-amino-acid:2-oxoglutarate transaminase activity
Source: RefSeq, a predicted model, not a curated record